GCAGCUCAGCUUUGCUGUUUGAGCUUUCUGUCCAUGCUGGGCUUUGCCCAGCGUGCAGGAACCAAGCAGUGCCCCAGGAGGAGAACUUGGGAGAGCUCACAAGGCACAUGGGAGCACCACAUGGUACAAACCCUUCCUGGACUUUGUAAAUGUGACUGGGGUGAUCAUGGAGAGUGCAGCUCACUGGUGGCUGCUCAGCUGUUCAUCAUGAUUAGCCUCACCUUGAGCAUUUCCAUUAGAAUUAAGUGGAUUGUGUUCUGUACUGUUGCAGUCUGAAGUAAAGGGAAUGUCAGAAAGUAGUUACAGCUUGUGUGUUUUGAGAGCUUUGCACAGCUCUCCUCUCCACCAGCCCAUUUCCAAACAGAGCCAGCCAAAGUGGGGGCAAGAGGGAUGUGACUCACUGGUGAGAGUCAAUGUUUGUGUAACAGCUGUCACCGUGGGGCUCUGGGGUUUCUAUUGCACCCAAUCUGACAUAAAUGGCCUCUGUCCAAAGGGACAGCCCUGUCCUCCCACUGCCACAAGUGUAUCCAAACUUUACUGGGAUGUGGUCCAAGGCUGGCUGCCUGCAAAAGGGGCAGUGCUGUUCUCCCCCUUGUCCUCUGUGCCUGUUCCUAUUUAAUUGCUUCUCUUUCACUGAAUUUGUGGAGUUGGAGGAUGGGACGAACCAAUUUGCUGAUCUUAUGGAAGAGUGGUCUUUUCACAAGAGCAUGGGCUGGUUGGUAGCUUAAUUUUGUCAGGCUGCUGAGUUACCCUAACUGGCCUGUAGCUGCAUUAUUAGGAAAACUGUAGGAGUGUGUGGCUGGGACUAGAGGGAUCAGCCCAGUGGAGAGGAAGGGGACUCGUCUUUCUAAGAACCAAUUGUAGACCUGCACUGACAAGUCCUUGAAGCAGGACUUGGCAGCAAUGUCUGUCCUUUCUGUGUAAGGGCCUUGAGCAUAGGGCCCAUCCCCAUAAGGAAAUGUUAAUGUUAAAUAAUAUUUCAGAAGUGGAAAUGAUCUCAUUCUUCCUACGGCUUAUUUGGGUUUUUCUCUGGUUACUAUUUAUGGGAAAUAGCUGCUUGUAUGCAACUUGUCAAGCAAUUCAGAUCACUGCCUGCAAGUCGUCUGUAUUUGCCACUCCACCAAUCUCCAUCUUGACCCAUUGUUUGUACAAAACUGGUAUUUCCGUUCAGAUUUCCUGCAGGUAACACCACUUGUAUUUAUCUGCACUUGACUGAUAAAGAAAUGGUGGCACAAUGGCACUUAAUCACCUUACAGGGCAGUAGAGACUUUCACCUUGAAAAGGAACAGUGAGAGCCAUUCUGUAGGAACACAAGUGUUUCGUCUCUCUUACUUGAGGUGAGCCCUGUUCCAUGAAGAGUCCUUCUUUUACUGAUGAGUCUUGCUCCUUUUCUCAGUCAAGAGAGUGCUUAGCCCUCAGGACAUGCUCCAGGUCUUUCUGUUCUCAGGGCUUCCAUGGUGGGAAAGGUUUGCUCCUAGAGAACUUGUCAUCUUUUUCUGCUUUUCUUGCUGUAAUCUAUUUCAUCUUGAAAGCAUAGGAAACUGGGCUCUUUAAAUUUUAUUUAUUUAUUUUUAAUCUGGAAAUUUACCCUUUCAUGCAUGUUUAACAUACAGCCUUAAUAUCAUAUAGAAACUUAACCAGAUCUCUUCUGUUCCUUUCCCCUCUUCCUCCCUUGCAGCUGGAUAUAGCCAGAGCUUUUAUCCACACCCUUUGCUUCUUUUUAACUUGGAAACCAGAUAAUAGAAUCAAAUAUCUGAGAUUAUUUUAAAGGAAAACAACACCCAUUCUGAGUGAACUUUCCCAGGCCAAGGCUGGAGAAUUACUACUCACAGGGAACGAAUGCCCAUCACAAACCUCAUCAUCGUUCACCUACAUGCAAUUCCUUUUUUGCCUUUCUCCUCUUCCUGGAAGGGUGAAUAUGCAGUUGUGUAGGAGGGAUCAUGUGGGCACACAGACUGUCAUAACAAAGCAUUCCUGGUGCCCUUCAGCCCUAGAGGAGAUGAGCAGUUGGGAUGUGAAGGAAAGGCUGCAGCAAGGCUCUGGGAUUUCAUGAGGCAGUCUGCCUCUGCAAGAGCUGUUUCCUCUCUACCUAAACCUCUAAAUCUCAGAAGGAUAAGCCCCAGCUACCCACUUGCUGUGUGUUUGUGAUGUGUACAUUCUCAGUGUGAUGGAAAUGUUGAAUACAAGGCCACAGUUGUAUUGACUGUUCUCCCCUAAACCAGUCUGAUAAUAAGGGACAGUGGUAAAGCUUUCUCUUCUCAGUUAUCCUUAUUAUCACUGUGGGGAUUAGGGGUUGUCAUUAUGGUUCCUUUAUGAGAUAAUGCUUCAUUCUCCACCUCUGGUGCUGGUGAUUUGGUGAUAAGAGUAUGGCUCAGUUCCAUGCCCACCAUUCCAAAUCUGCUUCCCAGCUCCAGGCACCACGAGGGUGGCACCAUGUGUUCUUCUCUUACGUCAGGAAACCAGGAUCUCUUUAUCUCUGGGCCUCACCAGGUUAGUCUGCUUUGUGUGCCAGCAGCUGCUGCUCCAAAUACCCCAGUUAAAGGAAUGAAGUGCUGCAGUGGGAUUUGAAUGGGCAAACAUCUGUUCUUCAGUGUUGUGUACGCUGACAACAGACAGUACCUGUGUUUUCAGUUUUGCAGGGCCAGAGGGAUCUUUUGUGCUCAUUAACCCUGACUGGAGGCACUGCACAGGCCAUGGCUGGGCACGGAUGUUCUGCAUCUCAUUCAGCAGUCAGCUCCUUUGCUGGCACAGACUUAUCAUGUGUAAUUACUUAAUUUGAUUGAUGUGAUCUAAAAAGAGCCUGGCAAGAGUCAGGGAUUUGAACAUAUAUCAGUGAAAAAGAAAAGCAAACUUGGUGCUUUUUUCUCCAAUAUUCUUCAGUGCAAGAAUUCCUCCUAAUUCCCAAUGAUCUUGCUUCCCUAGGCUCCUUAGGGAGUAGAAAGGCUUUACAGAUACCUAAAAUCUAAGAGUAGAGCUUCUUGGAUGACAUCUGAAAAUGUAAUACAGUUUGCUUGAAACUUGUACUGGUGCUGUGUUAGAAGCUUUUUUGCUUAUUCUUUGCUUCUGUUCUAACUUGUGCCUCUUGGUCACAAAAGAUGUAGAGAAAUUCUCUGUGACUGAAUGUUACCUUUAGACAGUUGUACAUAUUUUAGAGUGGGGCAUAUUUUCAUUUGACCUGAGUAGGACUUUACCCAGAAAACCAAUAACUGAGGAGGAAGCAGAUUUAUGAUUGUUGACCUUGCUCUGUUUGUAAUUAUUUAAUGAUCCAAAACAUUGCAGCAAGAUAUUUAGCACUGGCUUUUUUUAUGCCAGUUAAUUUAACAAGUCUUAAAACAAUGUUUUCUUACGCCUGGAUGCAAGUACCUGCUAAAAGCUGUGAAAAUGCUUAAGUGCACAGGAAUGCAAUUACUCCAGUAAAUAAAGAGCUUCCUGUUUUCAGACACUUCUGAGAGAGCAGAGAUUUGCAGCACUGUGAAACGUGGGGAGAGCCAGGAGAAAGGACAGAUACAAGUGAGGGUGAAGCAAGCUAUGAAUGCUAUUUCACUGCACAGCACUGUUGGCUUUCCAGCGAGCUACUGAUUUCUCUUGUCCCCAGGAAAUUAAAAUGCACUCAGUGGUAAACACUGAAAGAAAGGAGUGGCUGCUUGGGACUGCAGGUCUGGUUCCCUCAUCAUGUCUCAUGCUUCAUUUAGUCAUGCAGAGUGUUGUCCUGAGCUGACCUCCCACUUGGAGCACUCCUUGGAAGACAGCAGUGUGUGGAGACACCAGCACCUCUGUUUGCUUCCUGUUCUGGCUCUAGCCCUCCAUCCUUGCUGGUGGAGCAGAGUACAUGUUACCAUGGCGAUGACUGCAGGGACUACAACAUCCUUUCCCAUGAGUAACCACACCCGGGAGAGAGUGACGGUGGCCAAACUCACGCUGGAGAACUUCUACAGCAACCUCAUUAUACAGCACGAGGAGAGGGAAACCAGGCAGAAGAAGCUGGAAGUGGCUAUGGAAGAGGAAGGCCUUGCAGAUGAGGAGAAAAAGCUGCGCAGGUCACAGCACGCUCGCAAGGAAACGGAGUUCCUGCGGCUCAAGAGGACCAGGCUCGGCUUGGAUGACUUCGAGUCCUUGAAAGUCAUAGGAAGAGGAGCAUUUGGGGAGGUCCGCCUCGUUCAGAAGAAGGAUACAGGUCACAUUUAUGCAAUGAAGAUACUGAGAAAAGCAGAUAUGCUGGAGAAGGAGCAGGUGGCCCAUAUCAGAGCAGAAAGAGAUAUUUUGGUUGAAGCGGAUGGAGCCUGGGUAGUGAAAAUGUUCUACAGCUUCCAGGAUAAAAGGAACCUUUACCUGAUCAUGGAGUUUUUACCUGGAGGUGACAUGAUGACCUUACUAAUGAAGAAGGACACUUUAUCAGAGGAGGAGACCCAGUUUUACAUUUCUGAGACUGUGUUGGCCAUCGAUGCCAUUCACCAGCUGGGAUUUAUCCACAGGGACAUCAAGCCAGACAAUCUCCUGCUGGAUGCCAAGGGUCAUGUAAAGUUGUCAGAUUUUGGGCUCUGCACAGGUUUAAAGAAAGCCCACAGAACAGAGUUCUACAGGAACCUCACACACAACCCACCAAGUGACUUCUCAUUUCAGAAUAUGAACUCAAAGAGGAAAGCAGAAACAUGGAAGAAGAACAGGCGACAGCUGGCAUAUUCUACUGUGGGAACCCCAGACUAUAUUGCUCCAGAAGUGUUUAUGCAGACUGGGUACAACAAGCUGUGUGACUGGUGGUCCUUGGGAGUGAUUAUGUAUGAAAUGCUAAUAGGGUAUCCACCUUUCUGCUCAGAAACGCCACAAGAGACUUACAGGAAAGUUAUGAACUGGAAAGAAACGUUGGUAUUUCCUCCAGAGGUGCCCAUUUCAGAGAAAGCAAAGGAUUUAAUUCUAAGAUUUUGUAUCGACUCAGAAAACAGAAUUGGUAGCAAUGGAGUAGAAGAAAUAAAAAGUCAUCCAUUUUUUGAAGGGGUAGACUGGGGACAUAUCAGGGAAAGACCAGCUGCAAUCCCUAUAGAAAUCAAAAGUAUUGAUGAUACUUCCAACUUCGAUGAAUUUCCUGAAUCGGACAUUUUACAGCCAGUGCCAAACACGACGGAACCUGACUACAAAUCCAAAGACUGGGUUUUCCUCAAUUACACCUACAAGAGGUUUGAAGGGCUCACCCAGCGUGGCUCCAUCCCUUCCUACAUGAAAGCUGGGAAGUUGUGAAGCAGAACACAACCCCCCAAAGGAAAUUGCAAACACAAACCUCAGGUAGCUGCAUCACCAGGCCCGCUUGGCGUUAGUUAUCAACACAUCGACUGGUGCGCAUUGAUUUCACACGGAAAUUCUACAGGAUUAGGAUUUCUAAGACUACUACAGGAAUUAGUUGGCAGUGCCAGCUGGCUUUUUUUUUUUCCUUUUUGUUUUUCUUUCCUUUUUUUUUUUUUUAAUAUUUGAAUAUUUUUGUUAACUUUAUUAUACAAAGGUACUGGAAUAAAAGGAACAUGCAUUGCUUUUCCUGCACUGCCUACGUGUGGAUAACGGUUAAUUAUGCCUCUCUGUACUGUGGCUUUGUUUGUACUGUAAACCAUCUAAUCCACCCAGGAGGGAAACAUAUCAUUUGAUGCAGCAUUGUUGUUGUACUGCUCACCUGGUGGGGUUUAGAUAUGCAGUAUAAAGAAAACUGUCCACAUUUGCAAACCUCUGUGAGCGGUUGCUCAAGGGUGUUCCAUUUGUGGUCUGCAGAUCCCCCAUGAGUGUAGCACAUGGAAUUAUUUUAAAUAGCAGUGUCCUCUGGGCCUCUUUGUGUGCCAGUGCAGGACUUUGUCAGCCCUUUAUCAUCAUCCCUUUUGUCCCUUUUCCCACAGUGUGUGGCAGUGAGGCAGUCCCUGUCAUCUGUUUAGUGGUAUUUGUUUAAGUGAUCAUUGGCAGUAUUGCUGUUAGAGGCGAUGAUGCCUGCUGGCAGUUUCAGAAGAAAAAACGAAUCUGAAUAAAAAGUAUCAAUAUUUUUAGCAGAAGGGAAAUGCUCUGAUGCAAAGUUUUGAGGAGAUGGCAGUUUCCAAGACUGCAUUCCUGCCUCUGCUCUAAAGCUGCUCAUAAUUCAAACAUUCUCUUCUCUCUGUGCAAAAUGUGUUCUAGAGAAGUGAUCAGAUUGGUGCUUUUUUCUUGUUUUUCCUCCCUGAGCAGCUGCAGGCAGAAGGGAUCCUGCUCUAACCUCUCUGGAAUCGCAGCCUCUGCUCACAUAGAGGAAAUGGAGUGUCCCACUAGACUCAGACUCUCCUUUUGUUCCAGGAUCUUCACCUGGCAUGGCCAUGGGAUUAGAAGAGAUUAGCUGAGCCUGCAGCUCAAAUUCCAGGGACCACCUAAAUGUUCUUGAGGCCAGCCUGCAGGAUGGUGACAACCUGACAGCUGAGCAAGGUCUCCUUCCCCCAGGCAGAGCAAACAGAAGCAGAAAUAGCUCCAUGUGCAGGCUCUGGUUUUGUUCUUUAGCCCAGCAGCAGUUCAGGACCGAGUUGCACUCCCUGAGCAGUUUGCAAUUAUCUGGUCACUGGUGAUUUUCUCUGCCUGUACUCACAGCUUAUCUGCAGGGCUUUGACUCUGUCACAUCCAGCAGAGAUCUCUGCUGUCUUUUUCUGAUCAAAAGAGAUGUACAGCAACGAACAAUUCCCCAGUGGCUGAACAAGCAGAGUCACUGUUGCUGUCUCACUCCUCUGAACACCAGUGUAAGGCACCCUAAAAGUUUUGCAGCCCCCUCUGAGUGGAGCACAGGAUGUUUUGGCAUACAGCAGGAAAGAUUCCAUUGGACAGAGUUCUGUAGCAAUAUGGAAACUACUGUGAUAAAGCCAUCAGAGAAAUAUUUAUUGUUGUUAGGCCAUGUGGUAUCAGCUGUUCUAAAUUAUUUGUAUGCUCUGAAAAACAUACUGGGAUGUUCAUCUGUUGCACAAGAGCCCGUUUGCCAGUAGGAUUUCUGGGCAUCAGUGCCUGUGAUGUGCAGGUAGUCUUCCCUGAUGUAGCCAGGAUCCCUGAUCCAGCCUUUCCCUCCAUGUUUUUAUCUCCCUUGAAGCAUCUAAUAUCUGUUAUUUAUACCAGUUUCCUCAAAGAGGAGUAGCCAUUGCCUCAGGCCCAUUCAGUGUUAUAUCAGAGCAAAGUUAAGCUGAGCUUCUGCCUGAAUGCUGGACUGAGGUGGGAACAGUUCCUUGAUCUCCCAGAUUUGCUUCCCAGACCUUACAUGAAUUAACAGGGUGCUGUUGGGGCAAGGGUCUUAAAAAUUCUCCGGUGUUGUCUUAGCCUUGUCAGUGUGCUGAGGCUCAACCUGUGGCCACCCAAAGGCUGUAUAAAAAGAAUAACUCACUUAAAUCCACCUUUCAGGCAUCGUUCUGCCAGUGUCCCAACAGCUCCUAAGGCUUCUCAGGAAAGGAAAUGCCUUUCCUAACGCCUUGACUCCAAAACAGGGAAGCUCAGGCAGAAAAAAAAAAUCCUGAGAUACAAACUUGGCCUCAAAUGACACUGCUAUUCAAAACAAUUUUCAUUGGUUUUAAUUUCCAGUCUCAUCCAUGGGGCACCGUGUGCACUGGAAUUGGAAUUCCUGCAAACACCACCUUUCAGAAGAGCACAGUAACCCCAUUAACGUGACCUACAAACAAGUCUUUGCUCAAACUUGUUGAGACAAACUCAGUUUCAUGGAAACUGCAAAUGCUCAGUGAUACUGGUGAUUUUUUUUUUUUCCUGUGGGGCUUAGGGGAGGGCAGAGAAAUACACACUUAAUUUAAAGCUAUCUAUUAAACAACUAUGUCUGUACAUACUGGUUUACAACCUUGAGAAGAAGCUCAACCCUUCUAUUUGCAACACUAAAGAUAAUACUAAUUUAAAACUGCAGAUGAUUAAUCAUAUCAGUGCUCACAUAGGAGUUAUAUCCAUAAGGAAACAGCCUGCAGCCUAUCUAGCAUAAACUCCUGUAUUGUGAUAGUUGACUUUUUAAAAUUUUUUUGUAAACAUAGCAUUAUUUUAAUCAGUAAGUCAAGUUAAACAAUAUUAACUACUGCUUUUAGGAUGAUAGGUUUUUUUUUUCCAAGGUGAAACUGUGACACUGUAAUGGAUUAAAGAGGACAGCAGGUUAAUCUACACUGGCUUUCAAAAAAAAUUGAAGUGCAACAUAUCUUUAAUUUUGUUAAUUCUGUCUGAUUCUUUUGGAUGGUUGUGUGUUUUCCUUUGGCAAUGUUUGUCACUGUGCCAUUUAUUUUUCUUAUUCUUGGAGUACCAAAGAUCCUGAAAUGGCUUGAUGAUUGCAACCAUGUGAAAAUUUAUUUUCUGGAAGUAUGUUUUGUUAAACUUUUGUUAAAACGUGAAAUUGUGUAUGCAAAUUGUUAUCAGAGCUUUGCUGGGAUGUUACCUAUUCCAGCAGGGAAAACUUGAGUGCGUCGAUGGAAGUGGAGAGCCUGAAUCCAAAUUCUGGAUUGGAAUUCCCUGAGAGUGGGGAGGAAGCUUGGAUUGGGAACUGCAGCUGAGCUUUUGCACUUCGUUCCAUCUCCAAUCAGCAAUGAGUGAGUGGCCUUAGGUACAGGACAUCAGCAGAGGUUGUCUCAUGUGCAAAAGGAGUUUAAAAAAAAAUUGCCAGCAUUCAGAAAUCAAAUCGUGUUGAUACUGCAUUUGCACUGUUCAAUUUGCCUUGCUGGAGAGUUAUAGAGGUGUUAUUUUUAUAGGUCAAUUGUUCCCCACCUGAGCCGUUGGAGACAGUCUGGGAUAAAGGCACCUGCUGGGGGGAGUUGAGCUGGGAGGCACCAGGAAUGGGCACCAGGAACAGCACACAGCUCUGCUGUCAGCUCCUUCCCCAGGGGUGACAUUCCUCCUGUGCCCAGCAAGCAGGGAAUGCUGCAGUCUAGCCCAGGUAAUGUGUAGGAAGUGCUCUCACUUUCUCAAUAACACGAGCAAUUGUAACACACUGUACCUUGUCCUUUUACUGUUGGGAUCUCACAGCAGCUCGUUCUUGGAGUCUAAAUGGCAACUGCUAUAUUUUUCCUAGACUGUUUCAUUAGUUGUGGUUGGGAAAGUUACAUAGAAGCAUUAUAAAAAUUUAUAUGAGGCUUUUUACAGCAUUUGAAAAUAAAAGUAGCAUUCUUUUUGUAAA
Molecule: messenger RNA, 9130 nt
Organism: Sturnus vulgaris (Common starling)
Lineage: Eukaryota; Metazoa; Chordata; Aves; Passeriformes; Sturnidae
Source: RefSeq, a predicted model, not a curated record